Messenger RNA from Camellia sinensis, 1377 nucleotides. Lineage: Eukaryota; Viridiplantae; Streptophyta; Magnoliopsida; Ericales; Theaceae. The record is from RefSeq and is a predicted model, not a curated record.
AUGAAGUUACUGAAGGAGAGAAACGUGGAUACUGUCUUGAUUCAAGAAAAAAAGAAGGAAGAUUUAUUAGAAACAGAAGUCCAAGCAAUGUGGGUUAGGGAUAGAAUGGAGUUUAUGGCUAUGGGCUCGAAUGGUUCAGCUAGAGGGCUUUUAUGCAUUUGGGAUCCUCUGAAAUCUUGGAAGGAGACUGAGGCAGUUGGUUGGGCUGGGUUUAUACUUCUCAGUAAAUUAAAAGCUUUGAAGCAGGCAGUUAAAGAAAAGGUAUGGAGGCUAAAUAAGAUAAUUGAAUGGAUAUGGUUGCAAAACUUAAGGUUGAAUUGGGCACUGAAAGAUGAUAGAAAUACCAGAUUCUUCCAUGUGGUGGCUAGGUCCAGACAAAGUAGAAAUGAGUUAACAUCCCUUACAGUAGGGGAUUCAAUGAUUGAAGAUCCUGCUCAGGUGAGGAACGAGGUUUUUGAUCACUUUAAGAAGCAGUUUGCUGAGGAUUGGGUGGUUAGGCCCAAGUUAGGUGGUCUAUUCAAAUCAGUUCAAUAUAGCCCUCAGUUUGCAAUGUUAGAAGCAGAGUUUUUAGAGGCAGAGAUUAAGGCAGCUGUGAAGGAUUGUGAUGGUAAUAAGGCUCCAGGACCAAAUGGGUUCAACCUUCUUUGUCUUCAAAAAUUCUGGAAGGUGAUGAAAGGUGAUCUGAUCUCUUUUAUGAAGGAUUUCCAUAAGAAUGGCAGAUUGGUGAGGGGAUUGAACAGUUCAUUUAUCACUCUUGUUCCUAAGAAGGAGAACCCUGUGGGACUUUCAGAUUUUAGGCCUAUUAACAUUGUCGGAUCAGUGUAUAAGGUUCUAACUAAGGUACUCUCUAAAAAGCUAAAAAUAGUGUUUCCUUCUAUGAUCAGUGAAACUCAAUCAGCCUUUCUUAGAGGGAGAAACAUUCUUGAUGUUCUUGUAAAUGGUUCUCCUACAAAUGAGUUCUAUCCUCAAACGGGUCUUAGACAGGGUGAUCCAAUGUCCCAUUUGCUAGUUAGCUUGGUAGCCAAGGGAUUGAAUAUGUUAUUAACAAGGGCCUAUCAAAUAGGAAUUAUUAAAGGUGUAAAGAUAGGUAUAGGGGGUGUGGUGUUGUCCCAUUUACAAUUUGCAAAUGAUUCCUUAUUUUUGUGUGAAACUGAAGAUGAGGAGGUUAAAAGCUUGAAGAGGAUCUUAAGAUGUUUUGAGGUGAUAUCUGGUUUGAGGAUAAAUUAUCAUAAAAGUCAGAUUUGUGGAAUGGGUGUCCCGGAUGAAUCUUUGGCUAGUUUUGCAUCUAUUUUGAACUGGUCUAAUAGUACUCUCCUAGAGUAUUACAUGAAUAACUCUCAGAUAAAGAUUGGGAAUGGGUUUAGUGUUCGAUUCUAG